UAAUCGACAGAUCCUUAGGUUGGUGAUAUCCGAAAGGCUCCUAAUGCGUUAUCUCCCACUGUCUCUGUCACCAUGCCUACCUCUCCACCUCCUGGACUGGGCAGUAACACCAGCACAGUGCCCUGGGAUCCCGGUGCACCCCUGUCACCCUCUCUGCUGAACAGCAUGGUGAAGAUGGUGCUCAUCUCGGUGAUCGUGUGCACCUCGCUUUUUGGAAACGUGGUGGUGCUGCUGGUAUUUCAGCGCAAGCCACAGCUACUCCAUGUCGCCAACCGCUUUGUGCUAAAUCUGCUUCUGGCCGACCUGCUGCAGACGGUGCUGGUCAUGCCCUUUGCCAUCGCCGCCACUGUGCCCGAGGUCUGGCCGCUGGAUGCCCGUCUGUGCCAGGCUCUUGUAGUGCUCAUGCACCUGUUUGCAUUUGCCGGUGUGAACACCAUCAUCGUGGUGUCCGUGGAUCGCUACCUUGCCAUCAUCCACCCGCUGUCAUACCCCACCCGCAUGACUCCCCAUCUGGGCACCAACCUGAUAGCUCUCACAUGGCUUCUCAGCCUGCUUCAGAGCACACCGCCGCUUUACGGAUGGGGAGCAAUUGAGUUUGACCGCCACCACAACACCUGCACAGUGGUGUGGUCCUCAAGCUAUUCCUAUUCAGCAGUGGUGUCUGCACUCUCAUUCUGGCUGCCUGUUGUGAUUAUGCUUUGCUGCUACUGGAUGGUAUUUAGGGCGGCGAGACGACAAAACGCUCUUGUACACCCCAUCCAGUCAAAUCCGCCACCAGAUUCCCAAGCGCCCUGUUCCAGUCCCCAAAGGCAUCAGCCCCAGCAAGUGGGGCCUUUCUCAGCAACCUAUCCGAUCAGGACACGCCACAGAUGCUUUCACUAUCACUGCAAGGCAGCGCGGGUGGUGUUUGUCAUAAUGGCAUCCUAUGUGCUCAGCAUGGGCCCGUACAGUGUUCUGAGCACGAUAUCCAUUUACUCCAGUGCAGCAGUGCCUCCCUGGCUGGCUUCGAUGGCUCUCAUUCUCUUCUUCCUGCAGUGCUGCUUGCACCCCUACAUCUACGGCUACAUGCACCGCAGUGUACGUAAGGAGUUCCUGGCCCUGCUUUGUGGGCCUUUGUGCGGACAGGGCCGUAUUAGUCAAGGCUCCGCUGUGGACAGCUGCUUCACAGUGACAGAUGGACGCAUGGCACAUACCCAUCUGUCAAGCCAGGUGGCCCGUGUGUGCCCUCUUCGCACCUGGGAGGAAGGGACUACCUCCUCUGCGCCUACAGAGAGGAGGUAUAAAGACAGCCAUAAGGAGACCACCUCCAUCAGUCUGAGCUCAGAAAGGGAGCUCACUGUGCACAGCAACAAUCAACCAUGA
Molecule: messenger RNA, 1362 nt
Organism: Myxocyprinus asiaticus (Chinese sucker)
Lineage: Eukaryota; Metazoa; Chordata; Actinopteri; Cypriniformes; Catostomidae
Product: probable G-protein coupled receptor 101
Exons: 1
Coding region: 73-1362 (429 amino acids)
Biological process (GO): G protein-coupled receptor signaling pathway
Cellular component (GO): membrane
Molecular function (GO): G protein-coupled receptor activity
Source: RefSeq, a predicted model, not a curated record